Molecule: messenger RNA, 2115 nt
Organism: Xyrauchen texanus (razorback sucker)
Lineage: Eukaryota; Metazoa; Chordata; Actinopteri; Cypriniformes; Catostomidae
Gene: zp2l1
Product: zona pellucida glycoprotein 2, like 1
Exons: 12
Biological process (GO): binding of sperm to zona pellucida; prevention of polyspermy
Cellular component (GO): egg coat
Molecular function (GO): acrosin binding; structural constituent of egg coat
Source: RefSeq, a predicted model, not a curated record
AUGGCAACUAGACAUCUCAACGAGUUGCUGGAAAGAGACACAAUUUGGUGCUGGGGUGCUGCGCAAGAUGAGGCAUUCAGAAAGGUGAAGUGCUUAAUCACAGAUGCUCCUGUCUUUGACUUUUACAAUUAUACAAAGCCCACGGGGGAGGGGUUGCUGCAGAACCAUGACGGACAGCUGAAACCGGUGUCCUACUGCUCAAGGGCGCUGACCGAUGCUGAGAAAAGGUACGCACAGAUUGAAAAGGAGUGCCUGGCAUCUGUGUGGGCCUGUGGAGUCGAUGAGCGUAAUCGGCAUCUCCAUGUGAAUGCAGAUCGCUCCCGGGGAGACGCUGAUUAUGCUGUUUUCCACACCACCUGUAUCAUUUUCCCCAAACCUGCUUUACAGUAUGUUGUGGAGGUGGAUGCAUCGGAGGUGGGGGUUGGUGUAGUUCUCACUCAGCGCACUCCCUCAGAUGGUAAGGGACCUGGUGCUCUCGCACCUCAGCAGGCUAGGGCUUCGGGUCAACUGGCAAAAGAGCAAGCUCCUCCAGGUUCAGAGGAUCUCUUUUCUCGGUUUCAAUGGACUUUGGCCAUCAUGCCGAUCUGUCGCUGCCUUUUCAGCCGUUGGAAUGACCUCACAUUUCUACGGGCAGGUGUUCCCCUAGAACAGGUCUUCAGGCACGUCAUGGUUCAGACCGACACCUCCGAGACAAAUCCGGUGGUGAACCUGCACGUGCUGCCCCAGAAGGAGGCAGACCAAGCCUUGAGGUUGCUGUGUCUGCAGCUGCCACCUCAGGCAGACCCAGUUCAGAAGUGUAAUGUAGAAGAUUAUGAAAAGGUGCAGUGUGGAGAGCCUACAAUUACUCCUGCAAAUUGUGAAGCUAUAAACUGUUGUUUUGAUGGACAGCAGUGCUACUAUGGGAAAGCAGUGACUGUCCAGUGUACAAGACAUGGGCAAUUUGUAAUUGUGGUGCUAAGAGAUUCAACUCUUCCAAGUCUAAACUUAUUUAGACUUACCAAGUCUAGACUCUAUUAGGGUGGACGUGAUCCUCCUUGUGGUCCUGUUGGCACAACUACAGCUUUUGCCAUUUACCAGUUCCCUGUCACUGCUUGUGGCACCACAAUGAUGAUGGAUUCUGACUAUCUAGUUUAUGAGAACAGAAUUACUUCUUCCUUUGAAGUAGGUGUUGGUCCACUUGGUGCAAUCACAAGAGAUAGUCAUUAGAGUGAGCUCCUCUUCCAGUGUAGAUAUUCUGGGAGUAGUAUUGAAGCACUGGUUGUUGAAGUCAACACAGUUCCUCCACCACCUCCUGUUGCUGCUCUAGGCCCCCUGAGAGUGGAGCUUAGACUGGCUAAUGGGCAAUGUUUUGCAAAGGGAUGUGUGGAAGAAGAUCAGGCAUACUCCACAUACUACAGUGAUGCUGAGUAUCCGGUGACCAAAGUCCUGCGGGAGCCAGUCUAUGUAGAAGUGCACAUUCUAGAGAGGACUGACCCCAAAAUUGUACUUACUCUGGGUCGCUGUUGGGCAACUUCUAAACCUGACCCUGUGAGCCUGCCCCAGUGGGAUCUUCUUGUGAAUGGAUGUCCUUACCAGGAUGACCGCUACCUGACCAACUUUAUUUCAGUGGAUCAGUCUUCAGGUCUGCAGUUUCCAACCCAUUACAAACGGUUCACUAUCAAGAUGUUCACAUUUGUGGACUCUGCAACUAUGGCUCCAAAGAUGCAGAUGGUGAAAUUUACACUUCUGAAGCUCUGUUUUAUUCACUGCAGUACAUCAGUUUGCACUCCAACUACAGUAGACUCCUGUGUUCAGAGUUGCAACAGAAGGAGUGAUUCUGUUGCAAAAAUACAAAAACUGAUGACCACGACCACGAGCACGCAUGUCCAGAAUCUUGUGGACCCUGUAGAUGGGAGCGCCUUCAACGCGAACGGGGAGGGAAGAGGGACGAGUGGGAGCACGAAGAGCGGGCUUAACACAGGAGAUGUGGAAAACUGGGUGGACGCGGCGCAGAUAGCGGGUGAGAAGAAGUCGCACCGCGACGGAACUAAUAACCUGCGAGAUGUAGAACGGACCGAUGAAGUGCGGAGUCAAUUUACGAGAGACAGACUUAAGGGGAAUGUUGAGAGUGGAUAA